CUAACGUAACAUUUGGCGGUAACAAAUGUUCGAUUAUGUAACCGUAAUGUGAUAUUGUAUUGAUACCGGGUUAUAUUGGUGUUUUUGGUUCAGUUUUUUCGGUGCGUUUUAACCGUGCAGUUGCGCCGUCGUUGCCACAGAGGGGUUUCGCGACGGCACCAACUAGCGUGAACAAACAUUGACCAAGCACCGCUUCUACCGCUAACUCGCAACAUUCCUAGCGUAAAAGUUACCGUGGAUGGUUUACUCUAUGUAAUUUUGCGGGAAAAACGAUUUUUUUUUUAAUUUCACCAUCGAACAUAGAUAGUGCGAACGAAUAACGAUUUAAAUAAAAUACGAUUUCACUUGAACAGUGAUGUGUGCUUAUGUCUAGACAAAAGUGAGAAAUGGAUUGUGGAUUUUAUAAACAAGUCAUAAACAUAAAACGCUUCGUCAAUGUAAAUUAACACGCUAAAAUGAAUAGAAAUUGCGGAAGAAGAUUAGCGGAGUUUCAAGACGAGCACUACUGCGCAGGAAAUGUCGGCGGGAAUUUCCGACGCUCGUGUUCACUGCGGCUGCGCGGUGAAAAAAUGGUGCAGCGGUCGCCUCUUACCACUCGGAAAUAUAUACCAAUAAUCACGGAAAAUAAUAAUCAGAAACAACGAAGCGAUGGCUCCCGACUUCCGGAGCCUAGCCAUCGCCCUCGUAGUCAAUCUUUCAACGCAAAUGGCAACAAGCCAAGAAAAUCCGGCCUGAAACUACAGGACCCUUGCAUGGAUAGAAAUCUGAGCAUGACAGAUUCUGCCCACACUCCUCCAGGAUCUCCAGAAGACUUGCCUGACGAUGAGUCGCUGCACAGUUACGGCAGCGCAGCCACCGCCGCGUCCAUUGACGCUGGAUAUGCGCCAUUCAAUGGGACUACCUUCAGUGGGCGAUCCAUGCGCUACGUGUUGCAUUGUUCCUCGCACGCAGGUCUCGCCGGAGAGGAGUACCUCACGCCAACCCAACGCGCUCAGAAACAAAUACGCCGCCUAAAAAGCCUCCUAAGCCAAGCCAAACAAGAUUUGGAAAAGAAAGACAGUGAAAUAUUCCAGCUCACCAAGGAAGUGGUCGAGCUUCGUCUUUACAAGGCCUCUAUAUUCUCUCCAGAUGAAAAGUCUAACUCUAGUGAGGUUGUGACUGUGAGAGAGAACAAUGAGGAGCCUUCACUCGAGGAGGACAGUGUCAAAUGUAAAGAUGUUCAUAGAUCGUUUGACGUCACUGACAGCCCGCUAUUCAAAGAUCAGACACCUACUAGGUGCCGUAAUGAGAUGCAGGGAUCAUUUACUGAUUCGGGACAUUUUGAUGACCUCACAAAUUCUUCUUUACAUUCAAAGGAAUCGGUGCACAUGUUGACCCAUGACGCAUCAUGCAUGACAGAGACAGGAGACUGUGAUCAGGAGCGUCGGAACUUGAUGGCUUAUUAUGAGAAGAAGAUAGAAGAUGUUGUGAGGUCUCAUGUGGGAGAGACUCAGGAAAUCAAAAAAGCUCACAAUGACAAAGUGGAAGCAUUACUUCAAAAAUUAUCAGAUGUGAACACUCGCUAUUGUGAACUGUUGCCAAACUAUGAACAAGCUAAAGAAAGAAUACAUGUUCUAGAGAAGCAGUUAGAAGAUGCUAGCAAGCAAUUACAAGAUGAUGACAGCAGACAUCGUGCCAUUUACUUGCAAAUGUAUAAUAAAGGAAAGGAAGCUGCUAAAUUUGAAUCAGAUAAGGAUCAGGAAGAGCCGGAGCCCAGCACGAGCCAGUUAAACAGAGUGUCGGUAGAGGAGCUACUGCAGCAACUGCAGAUCACACAGACUGAGCUCGAGAAUGUCCGAGACACGGCAUUCACAGUGGACCGAUCUGCGAAAUCACAAGUACUGCUAAGUGCAAAGGAGGCUGUUUCUUUAUGGGUCCUAGGAGCUCGAAAGGCAAUGUACCGUCGUAUCGUCGAGACACAGAAAGGGAACAAGACCAAUGUGGACCCCGAAGUGACAUUGCAGUUUUUAAAAUCUGCCAUAUAUUACUUCCUCACGGACCCGGAGAAUCAUCAGGGUCAUUUAAACGCUAUAGAAAAUAUUCUAGGAUUCACUGACGCCGAGAAGAAAAAUAUACGCAAGGCUAGGUCUACGUAGAGACUGAUGCAAGUUAUGUGAUAGCAAAUUAUACAUAACGACUUUUUUAUUGUCUUACAACGGUGGGCCCGUAAUCGCUUGUUAGGGUGUCCACAUUUUGGAAAAUCAGGGAAAUGUCAGGCAAGUUCAGGGUAGAAAAGUCAGGGAAAACUUUACAUUUUACACUGUUUGCGUACUGAUGCUAUAGUAUAGCAUCGUUAUGCUCAGAUUACUUCAUUUUAACUUUUUUAUUUUGAUAGAUUAGAUGAAUUUGCAUAAUUAGUUUUCUUCAAUAUAGUUUUAAGGAUUGAAGUGAACUAAGGUUGAUGAUUAAAUUAAUUAACAGUAAUAAUUAAAAAAUAGUUGUCCUUCUUUUUUUCUAGUAUAUGUAUACAGGUCAGAAAAAUCAAGAAAUCUUUUAGGACAGCACAUUUUGAAUGAAUUAUUCAAAAAGUAUUCAUUUUAUGUAUUUUAUUUUUUAAUUUGUUUAAACAUAUCUCCUAUAUUAAAACUACAAAUUUUAACGAAACAGGCUUGCCGUUGUAAGGCGUAAAAUAGAAAUGUUGCAAUGUAUAGUUAAUAAUACUUAAUUAGCUAGAACUAAUUGUUGCAUGUUCGGCCGCUAGCUAGAUAAAUAUUAAAAUUUGUGGGUAGGGACACAAUAUUUUGUGUUACUAUAUUUAAUAUAAACUAUCAUACCUACAAUUGAUAGCAACGUAGCAUAAUAGUAAGGUCCUCGUGGUUAAUUUAUACAUCCCUUAUGAUAAUUUGUUUUGGAAACGAAUUUAUUUGUUAGACGCUAAAUUUUGUGAUUUUUCUUUUUAUAGUUUUUAAGCGCCAAAGAAAACAUUCCUUUGUUUCAUGUGCAAUUUUUUGACUUUUUAUUAUUUUUUAAGUUUACAGUGGUUGUUCGCUCAUUGACAACUAUUUUUAAGUGUUACUUUUACAUAUUUUAUUACUUUUUUUUUCCUUUUAAUGGUUCCUAAAUAAACUGUAAUUUAAUUUAUAUUUUCGUUGAUUCGCAUGUGAGAAUAUAAAUUGGUUAAUAUUUAUACAAUCGCUAAGCGCUGGUACGGUUUAUGUGGCCUCGUUGUGAAAUUUUGUUACGCAAAUCAGUCGAUUGCGAAAAAGCAUCAUCGGUUAUGUCGGUAAUUGGAAGUAUGUUGUUUUUUUUUAAUUUUUAACUCUUAAAAUAUCGCCGUGCCUCAGAAAGCACGCUAUAAAUUGUAGGACCCGAACUCAUCACCAACCUGCAUUUAAAUAGGGUGUACGCAGUGACGUGCAUUUCAUAGAUGCAUUAAUGCCCUGCUUACCCUGACGACUCCUUACAAACCUGAAUAGCAGAAGGAAUUUUCCACUUUGUAUAAUUUGUUCGUAUAGUGCACACUCUACUUAAAAACCCUGUGCACUGGGUCCAAGCUCUACCUUUCUCUCUCCUAAGAGAGAAUCUGCCUACGUUCUCUGAACAUAAAUUAGGCUUGUAAUGAUGUAGUGCUUAAAUAUACAGAAAAUUAGAUAAAUUUAAUAAAUUGCUUUCAUAUAUAAAAUAAAUAUGUAAACGUAUUGUUUAUAUAUGAAUCACCGUCCUUACGCUGCGAUAAAAUUCAUUUUCUUAUUAUGUUCCUCGAAUGAUUUACUCGGUAUGUCGACGACUUUAUCUUGCCUCUGUGAAAGCUGCAUCUGUGAUUAGUGUAUUUUAUAAUAGAAUUAUUUUAUACAUUCAUUGCAUAAUAAAAUAGAGCUUUAUUUAAGUUUGUUAUUUUUAAACUAUUUACAAUAGAUACUUAUAGCUAAGGAGCUAUUUUAAUUUUUGGCAUUUCCCCUGUUUUCUAGACUCGUAAAGUAAAUGUAAUUUAAGGUUGUGUGUGAACCAGGAUAACAAAAAAAAAGCAGGGACAGGUAUCACAUGAAAAACAAUAAUACAUUCUAGAUAAUUGGGUUAAUUUUAAUUGUUGUUAAAUACACCUAACAUGCAAGGUGUCCAAGAAAGUGUUAUCUGAUUCGCAAAAUGAAUAUUUAUUAUUAUUAAUAAGGCUGUGGCUGUCUAUGCGGGAGUUUUCAAUGUUUUCAUACUGUGACGAUCGCGUAAACGUAAACGCGAAUUUCUAAGGAAUAGAAACAGCGCCAUCUAGUGGCACUACUGCACAACUGUUUUAAUUCCAUACAAAUUCGCGUUUACGUUUACGCGAACGUCACAGUAUGAAAACAUUGAAGACUCCCACUAGGCACUCUGAUAUUUCAGAUAUAUUUUAUUUUAAAACAGCAUAAUGAAUUAUAAAAACUCAUGUUUCCUUGUGAUGAUAAACUUGAUUUUGUUUUCAAAACCAUUAUUGGUAUUCCAUUUUCUAUACAACUCGGAAACUCUCGGAAAUUAUCUUAUCAAAGCUCCUUAGCUAUAAUAUAUCCUUUUAAUUUGAAAUUCAUAGAAAUAUUGUACCGAGUUAAAGAUUUAUCUUUAAGUUUACUGUAUGGCAUGACCGCAUGACCUAAGAUUUUAAGCGUAGUUCUUAUAUGAUUAAAAAUAAGCAACGAAGUUACAAUGUAUUGAUAGGGAAAGAAUAAUUUUAAAUCUACCCUACAUUUGAUAGGUUCUACUUAUCUUUCAUGUCCAAUUGACGUAACGAUUGAGAAUAGUUACCUUUAUUGAGGUCCAGUGGAGUUUAAAACAAUGAAAAAAAUGCUGUUAACGAGUAAAUAAAGCCUCAAUAGUUGAAUGGUUUAAUGGGAUAUGGAAUUUGACGUCUCAGGUUCAGUUCCCAACUGUUGAACUAAUGUCGUAUCUUUUCCUAUAACAAGCUUUCUUUCUUAAUUGGGAAAGGAAAAAUCUGUAUGAUUGUUAAAAGACAUUCUACAUUAAAAAAUAUUGUGGUAUAGGGUACCUAUUGUGUUGUAAAAUGUUCACAGACGGCUUUAUCUUUUGUUUUCAGUAAACAAGAAAUAAAACAA
Molecule: messenger RNA, 5060 nt
Organism: Bicyclus anynana (squinting bush brown)
Lineage: Eukaryota; Metazoa; Arthropoda; Insecta; Lepidoptera; Nymphalidae
Gene: qtc
Product: protein quick-to-court
Exons: 6
Coding region: 456-2135 (559 amino acids)
Source: RefSeq, a predicted model, not a curated record